CACUGUGGUUUGAUUGUGGUUAUAGGUACGUUUACUCUACGAGCGACAUUUUUUGUCGUGGUAUAAGAAUUGAAAUAAAUGUUUAUUUCGAAUGUGCAUUCGCAGACAACCAGACGUGACCAAAAAGUGUUGUGAUUAUACAUUAUACAGCUACAUUGACCUAAGAUAAUUGAUAAUGUUGAAGUUUGAAAUAGUUUCUUCUCGUACGGUGGAAGGUGUCGACAAAGAGAAAAAAUUUGUAGCAUACAUGCUACAAGUUAGACAGGAUUCCACGGAGUCGAGGGUAUUCGAUCCAGAUCCCGCUAAUGUGGAAAGGAGAUACACCCACUUUCUAGAUCUAUACAAUGGUUUAAAGAAAGACUGCCCGUCUUUGUUGAAUAACAUUUCGUUUCCGCGGAAGAUAGUUGUUGGCAACUUUGACCCAAAUUUAAUAUCAAGUAGAUGUGCGGCAUUUGAGUCAUUAUUGAACUUGAUAGCAAGUGAGUCACGUUUGAGGGAUGCCCCUGCAGCUAUUGCAUUCUUUCAGGAUGUUGAAUUAAAGGAUGCCCGUAAAUUACUAAAUGAGGGUAAAUUUGACCAAGCUCUGUCUUUAUUGGAAACAAGCUUUAAAUUAUUAAAUAAGGUGUAUACAGACAGAUCAAGAGUAGUCUUAAGCGUUCUAUGCAGGAUUGUGGCAUGUGCGGGAUCAAGUGGUGGAGCAUUGGCGGGUCCAGUUGAGAAAUGGGCACAAUUGGCACUUAGAAGAUAUGAAGCUGUUAGCGAUUCAGACUUACUACUCAUCUACAUACCACUUUUGCACACAUGUAUUUCUAUAUGGGAAACCUUGGGUCGUGACAAAUCAAAGUUGGUCGAUGAAUUGAACUCACUUCGUAGGAAAGGAAUGAAAGUGGAUUCCGUGCCAAGCCUAAUGGAAGCUGUAGACAGCUUAGAUGGAACUAUAUAAUUGAUUCUUCCAAAUAAAACAUGCUUUAAUUAAUGAGAUAUGAUGUUAGAUGAUGUUAUUCAAUUUAAAUUGAAUAUUUUGAUUUUAAUUUUAGUAUUUCUAUGCCGAUAAGUAUUCUUAAAUUUGCUUUGACCCAUAGUAGCUACUAAUAAGUUUAAAAAUUGGCUGUUAGUUGUAUAUAUUUGUAUAGAUGACUUUAUUUGGAUCAAUUUGUACCUGUAUAUCUUGUUUUAUGAUUAUUUAUACUUGCUUGUAUCAUUUUUGUGUAUAAUUGAUGAAAAUUUUAUUACAAAUUUAAUAUAUUUUUUCGAUAAAUAGAUCUGUAUAUGAUGAAUGUAUUAGUCCGACGUUUAUUAAGAUGUAAAGUGCUAUGUUAAUAUUUUUUGUAGUGACACAAUUAAUCCAAGCUAUUUAAAUUGUAUAAUUAGUAGUCGUUAAUUGCCAUUGUAUUUUUAUCGCAAUCAUGUAAUGCUUAUUGUGCAGCAUUGCAUAUUACAAUGACGUUUUUUAUUGUAAUUGUUGGCAGAAUUUGCAAUAGUUUUAUUGUGUGGCUGUAUAUAAGUUAAAAAAGUUUUUAUUAUUAAAACAAAAAUUUUUUUGGUGUGAA
This is a messenger RNA of Melitaea cinxia (Glanville fritillary), 1550 nucleotides long. RefSeq names its product sorting nexin-20 (gene Snx21). Gene Ontology annotation, molecular function: phosphatidylinositol phosphate binding. Gene Ontology annotation, biological process: protein transport. Lineage: Eukaryota; Metazoa; Arthropoda; Insecta; Lepidoptera; Nymphalidae. Bases 176 to 943 code for a protein of 255 amino acids. The transcript is spliced from 4 exons. The record is from RefSeq and is a predicted model, not a curated record. Gene Ontology annotation, cellular component: early endosome membrane.